This is a messenger RNA of Schistocerca gregaria, 3168 nucleotides long. It is a transcript of the gene ArfGAP3, whose product is annotated as ADP-ribosylation factor GTPase-activating protein 2. The coding region runs from base 1197 to 2879 and encodes 560 amino acids. The record is from RefSeq and is a predicted model, not a curated record. The transcript has 12 exons. Gene Ontology annotation, biological process: COPI coating of Golgi vesicle. NCBI's taxonomy places the organism in Eukaryota, Metazoa, Arthropoda, Insecta, Orthoptera, Acrididae. Gene Ontology annotation, molecular function: GTPase activator activity.
GAGUGGGAACUGCUUGUCGAUAGCGCCCAAGGGCCAGCAAUGCGAACGCACACGAGCGCCCGCAUUUGCUCUCCCCUGGUAUGACAUGUGUGUUCUGUGGUGCUGUAUUUCACGAGUAAUUAAACUUCGGUAGUGUGUCUAGCAUUCGGCUGAAAUCGAAAAAGCGGUCACGUGACAUCCCUCUGUUCACCUGAAAUCGGUCACGUGACGUUCCUCGCCUUCUGUGUGACGCGAUACUUGUGUUGACCGACAAAUUUACGAAAGCUUUAUCGAGGAUUAGAUCGCAGCUGAAUAUUUGUGACAUGCGAGACAAUAAAUAUGAUGUAAGCUGUGCUGUUAGGUUCCUAUCCAAACAGACCCUCGAAAAUCCUGACAUAUUCCGAAUAAACAGCCAAGUACUGGUGACAAGCGAGACAGUAAAUGAGAUUGCUACUCGCUUCAUUCCGAGAAAUGUAAGCUGUGCUCUUACGCUGCUGUCUAAUCACACCUUCGCAAAUCCCAACGUACUCGGCUAAAACAAGGUCAAAUAUGUGCGACAAGAAAGAAUGUAAAUGUCACUGCUGGUUAUUUCACUCGCACCAAUUUCAAAUUUUCGAUAUUUGAUCGACACGAAAUGGAAUAAACUCAUUACCGAGAGAGCACGCUCAACAUCGAAUAUCGCAGAACACACUCCUAUUACACGAAGCUGCUACUUUCUGGUCUACAACCACAGGACCACAGAGACUGUACAUAGUCUGAAAUUAUAACACUGUUUAUGUUAAAAUCUCCUUAGGACCUUUAUAGCUGUAUAUCACUGUAUAACAAAUCGUACCUAGAGUGACGUGUUUGUGACAAAUUUUCAGUGCUCCGUUUAAAACGGGAUGCUUUCACAAAUCGCAAGUUAUAAUACGGAAACAACCCAAAUACAACGAACCCAACGUGGCAUCUCAAAAGUAGUGAGAUGGAACGUCACGUGAUCGCUUUCCGAUUUCAGCCGUCAACACAAUGCCAGACGAACUUCCGAAAUUUAGACACUCGUAUGUUUCUGUUGGAGUCCAUGCCAUCUAUACGGUACGCGCCUGAACUAAGUGACAAGUGCAUUGUGGGUAUGCUGACGUCUGACAUUAAAUGUAUCUGUUACGUACGUACAGCUCACUUCACUUUUUACACUGUGUAAAGGAACUGGAAUUUUCUAAAAUUAGGUAACAGACGGUACAAUGUCAGAUCAGUGCCCAAGUAAAAAUGACAUCCAGCUGGUUUUUAAAAGAUUACGCUCAAUACCAACAAACAAGUCUUGCUUCGAUUGUGAUGCGAAGAAUCCAACGUGGGCAAGUGUUACAUACGGCGUCUUCAUAUGCAUUGAUUGUUCAGCAGUUCAUAGAAGCCUUGGCGUUCAUUUGACAUUUGUUCGAUCGACACAGUUGGAUACGAAUUGGACAUGGCUUCAAUUACGACAGAUGCAGUUAGGAGGAAAUGCAAAUGCUAUGACAUUUUUUCGCCAACAUAAUUGUACUUCGACAGAUGCGCAACAGAAAUACAAUUCACGUGCUGCCCAACUGUACAGAGAGAAGUUGCACCACUUAGCCAUUCAGGCCAUGCGACUUCAUGGAACAAAGCUAGACAUUGGUUCUACGCAAGAGGCCGCAGGAGUUUUAUCUCCCAGCAGCCAAGCGUUGCAUAUAGAUGCUACAUCGGAAUCAUCAUGUGGAGAUGAAAAGAGAGAGGAAGAUUUCUUUGCAGAACAUACCAAUAUGGAGUCUGUUCAGUAUGGUGAUCUAGAAGAGGAGCAGCCACGUGAAACUGCUAGAAGAAAUGGCAGUGCCUCUGGAGCUGCAAAUGUUAAUCGUGGUGAACCAAACGUCAAUGCCAUUCUUGCACCUGAGGGCAAUGAGAAACUCCAAGAAAGGAAAUCAACCAUUGGCGCACGUAAGCCUCAGGCUAAACGAAGCACUCUUGGUGGAAAGAAAGGUGGUCUGGGAGCACAGAAAGUAAAUGCAAAUUUUGCUGAAAUUGAAAAGGAAGCAACAAUGGCAGAUCAGCUAAAAUUGCAAGCAGCCGAAGAAGCAAAACUAAAUGCUGAGAAAGCUGCAGAAGAGGAGGAGAAGCGGAUGUUGUCAAUGCGGUUGGCGUACAAGGAUCUGAGUCUACAACAGAAGAAACAGGAGGAAAAGUUGAAACAAGUUGACCCAAAGAAGGCAGAACAGGUUGAACGUCUUGGAAUGGGCUUCACUUCACGAAUGGGGAUAAGCCAUUCUGCUGUCAGUGACAUGAAGACAAUUGAACAGGAAAAUCCGAACAUUAACUCUAGCACCACAAGCAACAAGUCUGUAUUUGACAAGGAAAGUGAUGGUUUUUUUGACGAUUUUGUUGUAUAUGGCAUGUACAAGCCAUCUAGCUCAAGUGAGAGCAGAAGUUUGGAAUCUAUGUUUCUUGAUGGGAGCUCAAGCCGUGACAGAUACAGCAACUCAAGUAGGUCUUGGCAGCCGGAAAGUAGGCAGCCGUCUUCGUCAUUUUCAGUAGUCAGUACAGAUGAGAAACCUGCUCACAGAAAGGACCCCAUCCCAGCACCAGCCUCUACAGGAGAUGAAGCUCAGAAGAAAUUUGGAAGUGCGAAAGCUAUUUCAUCAGACCAAUUUUUUGGAGACAGUCAUGACAAUAACUGGGAGCGUAAGGUAAAUCUAUCACGCUUUGAAGGUUCUUCUAGCAUUUCAUCUGCAGACUUCUUUGGUAAUGGUAAUGCAGCAAGCAGUCGCCCUUCAAGUUUCGCAGCACAAUUGCAAACACCAGAUCUAGAAGAUGUCAAAGAGAGUGUGAGACAAGGAGUAACAAAGGUUGCUGGGAAGUUGAGCUCAAUUGCAAAUGGAGUUAUGUCAUCUAUCCAGGAUCGAUACGGGUAUUAAUGGAUUGUACCAUUUUAAACAAGCACCAUGAAAGAGGCAUAGCAAAUUUUAGUCUAUGCCCCUGGAAGAGUUCAUACAAAGUGUGCCUUGAUAUUUUUACAGCCGAAUUUAUUUGAAUAAAUUUGUGUCAUUCCAUUUUGUUUUCAGAUCAUAUUUGAAAGAUAAAACUGGUGAAUGUGCAAAGAUAUUUUAUUCUUUUCCUUCUUUUUUUAAUUUUUGUUUACAUUUAAAAUGUCAAAUAUUGUACAGAUUCAGUAUGUAAAUAUUAAAAUAAAGUAGAUACUGUAGA